This is a messenger RNA of Struthio camelus australis, 1461 nucleotides long. RefSeq names its product E2F transcription factor 6 (gene E2F6). Gene Ontology annotation, cellular component: RNA polymerase II transcription regulator complex. Gene Ontology annotation, molecular function: DNA-binding transcription factor activity, RNA polymerase II-specific; protein dimerization activity; RNA polymerase II cis-regulatory region sequence-specific DNA binding. The record is from RefSeq and is a predicted model, not a curated record. NCBI's taxonomy places the organism in Eukaryota, Metazoa, Chordata, Aves, Struthioniformes, Struthionidae. Gene Ontology annotation, biological process: regulation of transcription by RNA polymerase II.
GGCCGCUGCAGCCGGACACGCUGCGUCCACCAGUGAUCAACCUGAAUGUGGAAGAUGAGGUACAGUUUGUAAGAAAGACUCUGAAAGUCACAAAGCCUCGAUUCGAUGCCUCCCUGGUUUAUUUGACCCGAAAGUUCAUGGAUCUUGUCAAAACAGCUCCACAUGGCGUCCUUGAUUUAAACGAGGUAGCAAGAACUCUUGGAGUACGGAAACGAAGAGUGUAUGACAUCACCAAUGUGUUGGAUGGAAUCCACUUAAUUCAGAAAAGAUCUAAGAACCUUAUCCAGUGGGUAGGUUCUGAUCUUGAUCAAGUUGUUGGAAAGGCACCAGAGCAGCAAAAGCUUAGAGAUGAACUUUCUGACUUGUCAGCCAUGGAAGAAGCCCUGGAUGAAUUAAUCAAGGAUUGUGCUCAUCAGUUAUUUGAACUAACAGAUGACAAAGAAAAUGCAAAACUAGCUUAUGUGACAUACCAAGAUAUCCAUAGCAUUCAGGCAUUUCAAGAACAGAUUGUUAUUGCGAUCAAAGCUCCGGAAGAAACGAAAUUGGAAGUACCAGCUCCUAAAGAAGAUAGCAUAGAAGUACAUAUAAAAAGCACAAAAGGACCCAUUGACGUGUAUCUGUGUGAGGUGGAACAAGAUAAGCCAGGUGCCAAAACUUUUGAAGAUAUGGAUACUGUGUCUUCUGAAGCAAAGCCGACAGUACCUCCUGAUGAAGAGUGAGAUCUCCAAAAGCAAGCUGAGAUGUGAGGGAUGAAUUAUGAAUCAAAAUGUAAUGAGAAUGUGAAUAUCUGUGUUACAGAGGUUUUUCAGAACUGCUUGGAACUGCAAACUUACCGACCUGAAAUGUUGCAUAAUGUUUUAAAUUUAAAACAGCAGUGGGUUGGUUGAGUGCUUUCACAGGACUGCUUAUCUUCCAGGUUAAAAGAAGACAGUUCCUAGAGUUGCUUUUAGGAGUUUUGUUUUCAUACUUGCAUGUGAUCUACAGUGCUUUGGGAAAAUCACCCUUUUAGCUUAUGAAAUACCUUUGAAUUGAUGGAAAAAAUAGGCAAGGAAUUACUUCUAAAACUGAAGAUCCUAAAACUAUUUCUGAACAAUCCACAAUUCUUAUAAGAAUGUAUAUAAUAAAGAAAUGCACUUUUUAGUUCUGGAGCUGCACUGCUAUUAAACCCAAUUGUCAAAUACAAAUGUAACAAGGAGCUGGUAUAUCAGAAGCCUUUGUUGUAAGGAACAAGAUGUAAAUAUCAUGAAAGUUUUGCCUUACAUUGUGUAGAUGCUGUUUGCAUUGUUUGCAUCCGGCUCUACAUGAACUACGGAAUCAACACUGAAGUUAAAUAAGUGGGCUUUUUUGUAUAUAUCUGUAUCAAGUCUAGGUAGUUGUUGAUGUAGAUUUAUUGAGAUAACUUGCAUUUCUGCCUUUGUACAGCAAAGAAAUAAAAUAAGCUUAUAAAAAUGGUCAGUCUAA